GAGACAGAAGACAUCAGCUGAGAAAGAAGUUGAUGAGAAUACUUUGCCUUCACAAGAUCACUGCAAGAGCUUACAUGAGCAUCCUGGGGUCCCUUUCAUCUACUAUAGGCCUUACCCGAUGGGCUCAAUGGCACAUCCAAAUCCCUCAAAGAUUCUUCUUAACCCAGUACAAGCAUCUGAAUUUGAACCAGCCCAUUCAUCUUAAAUCCAAAGUAAAGGAAGCUCUCAAAUGGCGACUCUCAAAGCCAAACCUGACCAAAGGUUUUCCCCUGGGUGAUAUACCUUGGAUGGUAGUCACCACGGAUGCAAGCCAAACAGUAAGCGGUGCCCACCUGUACCAGAUAUACCUUCAAGGUAAAUGGCCUGUAUACCUCCGAGGAGCAUCUUCCAACUACCUGGAA
Pelobates cultripes (western spadefoot toad) is the source of this 401-nucleotide messenger RNA. The record is from the annotation of a GenBank genome assembly. NCBI's taxonomy places the organism in Eukaryota, Metazoa, Chordata, Amphibia, Anura, Pelobatidae.